UCACACCAUCUAUCCUCACACCUAUAGGGGACCACAAAUAUGCUCCCAUUGACAAAGCCAUCAAAAGUGCUCGUUCCUUUCUGUACCGGCAAAGUGGACAGUGACAAGUGGGUCAUUGCCAGUGUCCCCGAUUCUGCCGGCUGUGCGCCGAUCGUCCUUGUGCUAUUCCCCGGCCGGCUCUGCAGAUCGCACGCACCUCUGACGGUAACCCGGUGUACCGUCCGUCACACUGCGCGGCUGCAGCCGCCGCACUGAGGACUGGCCGGCCGCCAGCGGACCCCGGCCGGCCGGCCGCGCUGCGCCACCGCGCCGACCGUCCAAGGCCGCGGCGCUGCAGCACGAUCCGCGAGCCAUAAUCACACGGCCUGGAGCGCCGGGUACAGCCGGGCGUCCUACCGCCGAGCCACUGACAGUCCGCAGACGGAGCGCGGCGGUCACAAGCGCUGCCGACGUCUGCUUGAAACGUGCAGCGGCUCGGUGUGUGUAGGCUCAGUCUCCCUGAAUCCGAGCUAGUGAGAGGUGUUCUGCUCUUGGUAGUUGGUGGUGCCCGACUCAGGAACUCAUGAUGGUGCUCAAGAGCUGCCGGUGCUGCUGCGGCACCAUGAGACUCGAGAAGGCGGCCAAAAUCAUCGGUAUCGUCUUCACGGUCCUGGGCGUCCUGUCGAUGGUGUCGUCCGCCAUCGAGCUGCACAAGCUGGACGUCGGCAGCGAGCAGCUGCUGACCCAGCUGGGGGAGCUGUACCCGCACCGGGACGCCGAGCGGCUGCUGUACCACUCGCGCGCGCUGCUCGUCGCGCGGCUGUGCACCACGGUACUGUUCACGGCCAUCAGCGCUGCGCUGGUGGUCGGCGUGUUCCGCUCCAGCCGGCCGCUCGUGCUCGCCUUCGUGGUCCUGUUCGGCCUCUACAUGCUCGUUAGCACGGUGGCCAUCUUCUACGCGUUCUACGACCCGUCCGUGGUGAUCGACGUGAACACCAUCGCCGAGCUGUCGGAGAACGAUCGGACAAUGGCCAAGGCGAUUAUCUACACCAGCCUGGCCGUCAUACUGGGCGUCUACGGCUUCUUCUGGUAUCUGCUCCUCGUGGUGUACUCGUAUUACAAGGAGCUAGCCAAGCGUGGGCCCACUGUCGAGCACCGCCAGCUGUUCUAGCCGCUUUGCAGGAGCUGAUUGCGAAUGGCACUGCUGUCUUGCCCCGUCCCCUUCUCAAGAGCCCCUGCAGUCCCACGGCACUGGCGUAGUGUGGCGAAGCUUGUGCGACGAUCUGACUCUAACGGCUGUGUGGUGUGUGUGACAAACAGGCGCGAAUGUCGUAAUAGACGCGGCGUGCUUGCCUAAGGCGGAUCGCCUACUCUUCAGACGUACGGGUUGGUAGCUAUCAGGGCGAGGUUGAUAGAGUGAGGGGUGCCCCGGUUGGCUCUGCUGGUAAAUCUCUCCUCAGUGUGUUGGGGCGGGGGGGGGGAGAGUGAUGUACAAAAGGACCGCAUUAUAUCGUGUAUGUUUGUAGUUUGCUAAUAAAACUAUCAAAUAGA
Molecule: messenger RNA, 1530 nt
Organism: Amphibalanus amphitrite
Lineage: Eukaryota; Metazoa; Arthropoda; Thecostraca; Balanomorpha; Balanidae
Exons: 2
Coding region: 563-1150 (195 amino acids)
Source: RefSeq, a predicted model, not a curated record